AUGGCUUUGAACUACCUUAUGUGGAAUGAAGAUUUGGUUUUAAAGAGUAAGGAUGAGGUGCUUUUAAGGUGCCUCAGAAAGAAAGAAUACAUGAAAGUCAUUGGGGAAACUCAUGAAGGAAUCUGUGGAGUGCAUCAAGGUGGGAGGAAAAUGUGCUGGUUAAUUAGAAGACACGGCCCAAUCCAGCAGGCUCCUUCAGUUCCCAUGAAUCCAGUGGUAAAGCCAUAG
Prunus armeniaca (apricot) is the source of this 228-nucleotide messenger RNA. NCBI's taxonomy places the organism in Eukaryota, Viridiplantae, Streptophyta, Magnoliopsida, Rosales, Rosaceae. The record is from the annotation of a GenBank genome assembly.